GUUCAGCUAUGUUGAGUACAUUUUUUAGCUGCGCAAAAUGUGACUCGCAGGGGGGAAAGAACCGUUCAGCUUCUAAAGAAAGGAAGUACGGCUAGAGAGAGGAACUGAAAAAGUCUGCACGAAUUGCGGUCCCGCUCACUCACCAUCUUGUUCAUUUCCCCUUCAGUUCCAAGACCCAACAAACCUGUCUCUGUGUAGGGGAUCCUUUGAGCUGUCUUGCAGAGAGAAGACACCGUAUGCGGAUAUAGGCAAUGGAUGAUUUCGGUAAGUAACUCUUUCGCAUUAUACCAAAACAGCAAGGACUGACAUGGUGCAGAAAGCACAAGAAGAUUGCACACUAUUUCAUCUUUUCUUUUAUGGAGGGCGAGGGAACAGGGAGAAUUGAAGAUGUGAAGAGAUUGAACACCGACUGUUGAGAUGACACAGUUCCAUCUGGCAGAGACUUUGUGCCUUUAACAUUCACAGCUACAUGACAGGUAAGAAUUCAGCAGGUACAGCUUUUUCCAUAACAAGAAAAAAGAAGGUGAAGAAAAAAGAGCUGUAGAUGUUGAAUUUCUACCUCUCGGACAGCUGUUAAAAGCACACAGACUUUCUUUACAGAAAAGCACCAGCCUUAUUUGAGUCACUGGUGUUCCAGAAGGAAGAGCUCAAGCUAGGACAGAGGAACUUGAAUAAAUUUGAGGAAUGGAGAACCAAGGAUCCACAGCAUACCUUUAAAUCUCAUUCAAAGCACAUUUAAAACCCAUGAUUUCUCCCAAGAAUCCUGGGAACUGUAGUUCAUUAAGGGUGCUGGGAAUUGUAGCUCUGUGAGGGGAAAACUUUAUCCAAAGAGAUGAAAGAAGCUUGUCCUUGUUAGUUUCCAAUAUACAGUGGUACCUCGGGUUAAGUACUUAAUUCGUUCCGGAGGUCUGUUCUUAACCUGAAACUUUUUUUAACCUGAAGCACCACUUUAGCUAAUGGGGCCUUCUGCUGCCGCUGCACCACCAGAGCACAAUUUUUGUUCUCAUCCUGAAGCAAAGUUCUUAACCCGAGGUACUAUUUCUGAGUUAGCGGAUUCUGUAACCUGAAGUGUAUGUAACUUGAAGCGUCUGUAACCAGAGAUACCACUGUAUGGCGUUUGCAAAAGGUGAUACAUUAGAAAGAUAAUGGUUGGUAAGGCAGUAGAAAGAAGAGGAAUGGUUAGAGAAACCUGUGGUUGCAAACGACAUCUGAACAAAUUUAUAUGGAAAAUAGGGGAGAACAUUUUUUAGAAAUUAUUAGCAGUUUUGAAUUCUAGAAGAUUCUAGAUUGUGCUGGAUACAUGCAGAAAGGAUAUCUUUCUCUUUCACUGUGGUCUCACAUUUAAUUCUAUCAUCCUUCCCUUCCCAUAUCUCACUUCCUUUUGUGCAUCAGAGCUACUGCCAUAAAUGGGUAAUCCUCUGUGUGUGGGUAGGUGCACUCGCACACGCAUACAAUAAAAGCCACAAAUCAAUGUGGUGGGUCAGAGAGAUGCAGCAUAAUGUAAUGAAGAAUAAAACAGAAUUAAGCACAACCAAUUACAAGUGACUUAAUAAACUUGGUUAUUGACUCUUAAAAUGGCAUAAUUACCAAGAUCAGAUCAGACUCCAAUUUGUCUAGGUUUGAUUUUCCAUCAUAACAAUUUUUAAUUUCAGUUUGUACUGAAAUUGGCCAUAAUGAAAAAUACAUGCGUAAAAAUGAGAUAAUUGAACCAUUCAGGCUUCUGCAAUAAUACAUUGCCUGUUGAACUUGUGGAAUAUGGUUCAUGCCUUUAAAAGGUGGCAACUUUUGUCCUUUAUUUGACAUUCCUUUGUGUUAUUUGAAUCUAAGUAGAUGUAAGUUUGAGGUCUUUGUUAGGCCAUAUGACAACGAUCUUUCCUUUCCGCGAGAGGAGGUGUCUGAACAACAACCUUGUGGCUCUCACUUUUCUGAUUUUGGACACUUCAUUUCAUGAGAGAGAAAAGCCACCGGAUAUUAUAACUACAUCUUUUAAAGGUGAAAUUAUGUGUCAUGUACAACACACUAAAGGAAGCAGAAAUUAGGGCAAGGAGAAAGGCUAUUGAAAGCUCCUCCCACAGAUGAGACAAUUGUGCUUCCUGAGAGCAAAGUAUGUACUAGAGGAAGCCAGCAAGUAUUAAUAGCUCUCUUUGAAGGUGCACCUAGGACAGAAGAUGUACUGAAUUGGGCUGGGCACUGUAUAAAUAGGUGGCACAUAGCCCAAGAGCGUCUGUGAGACAACUGUACGUGUGUCAGCACAAGAGAGAUGCAAGGCAAAGAAAGAGAAUACAUAUACUGAUUUAUCAAACUUCUGUUUCAAGCUGUUCCACAAGUUCAAGAAAAGAGGCAUCCAGGGCCAAAUCCACACCUUACAUUUAAAGCACUAUUAUACCAUAUUAACAGUCAUUGCUUCCCACAAAGAAUCCUGGAAACUAUAGUUCAUUAAGGAUUCUGAAAGUUGUUAGAAAGCCCCCAUUCUCAUCUUGGCACACUCAGCUAUAGCUCCCAGGAUGCUUUGGGGGAAGCCAUGAGUUGAAAAGGUAUACUGUAUAGUGGUACCAUGGCUCUCAAACUUAAUCCGUUCCGGAAAUCCAUUCCAAAACCAAAGCGUUCCAAAACCAAGGCGUGCUUUUCCAUAGAAAGUAAUGCAAAAUGGAUUAAUCCAUUCCAGACUUUUAAAAACAACCUCUAAAACAGCAAUUUAACAUGAAUUUUAAUAUCUAACAAGACUAUUGAUCCAUAAAACAAUGUACUGCAGCCACACAAUCAAUCAAUCAAUCAAUCAAUCAAUCAAUAGCUGAACUGGGUUCCACAUAGUCACAAAAACAAAACGAAAAAGCCACAAAAAUGCAAAAUAAAUAGCAAAACCAGACAGACCUCAGCAUAACACUCAAAUUGGAAGCUUAACACUCAAAAUGGAGCCCAUUUGGCUUCCAAAAAAGGUUCGCAAACUGGAACACUUACUUCUGGGUUUACAGUGUUUGGGUUCCAAGUUGUUUGAGUACCAAGGCUUUUGAGAACCAAGGUACCACUGCACCAAUGCUUUAAAUGUAUGGUGUGGAUGUUGGCAGUGGGCAUGAUAGGGGCAGGAAGAGAGGAUGAACGAUGGGAAUGACAAAAUUUAAACUAUAAUCAUUUUGUUCAGAUGCUUUGUUGGCAGAACUGGAACAAACCUCAGCAAGUUUAACUGUGAGUGAUCCAGUAACGUCAAAGGGAUACUUUCUUCUGGAACGUGACAACAAGGAGAAACCGGCGACGGCAGCAGCAGAGACCAAUGUCAUCCAGAAGAAGAAACCAGUUGCCCCAGCCAAGAAGGUAUUCUCCUUAAGCUGUUUACCUCCUUAGCAAGUUGCAGGUUAAUUCAGCUUUUCAAGAUGAAUUACACUGGGGUGACUACACUUUGGGGGGCUUUGGGAGACAUCCCCGGCUUCCAAGCCCUCCAGGUGCCAAAUGCCAGUGAUAGGAACGGCCACCCCACAAGAGACAUGUACACCACACACACACCAGAGCACACACAGUCAGCAACACACUCAGAAACACCCAGAUCCUGAUCCUGGCACUGGGAUGGGUGGAGAGGUUUCAGUUUCUCUGCUCAUCCCAGGGCCAGGGUGAGGAUGCAGAUCCUCCUUCACUCUGCUUACCAGAUAAUUGAUCUGGUUGUGGUGAGUGGAGGAGAGGGAAUGAUCUGUAUCGCGGUCUUGCAUGAGUCAUCUAGGCUUCCCAAACAUUGCAGAAAUGACACUUCAUAAGGAGCAUCAGAAAAUCAGUUCAGCAUUUUGUUUGUUUGUUUGCUUGCUUGCUUGUUUGUUUUCCCUGCACUCCCAGAGUACAGGGAGUCUUGGGGAGGCACACACACACACACACACACACACACACACACACAGCUUAACAGGCUGGGUAUGGCUUGCAGCUCACAGGGGAACCACAUGACAGUUUGUGUCCCCAGCAGACAAUCCACUCCAGUUUUUGGCUUAAUCCACCACAUUACUGCCAUUUUUCACCUAGUCCAGAGUUUGGGUAAAAGCACUUUGUCUUAUAUAUGGUGGGGGGGGGGGAUCACAAAAUGUGGCUAACCCAUAAAAAGUCCAUUAAGUUGCAAAACACAGACUAAAGACCUACCUGACGACCUCAGAAAACUGAACCCCUUUCAGCAAAUCAGCUAUAUUUGUAGAGUCAAAGUUUAUAAAAGUCAAAGUUUAUUUUUUGUUGCAACCAUCCUGAUCAUUUCAGCCAAAAAGGAAAUGAAACUAUACAUAACUAUACAUAACUAUACAUUGGUAGAGUCAUAAAGCUACACACAUGGUUUGCAUAUAUUGUAUAAGUCCCCAAGUUUCAACUCUGGUUAGAGCAGGGGUAGGGAACCUAUGGCCUUCCAGAUGUUUUUGGAUGACAACUCCAUCACCCCUGACCAUGGGCCAUGCUGGCUUGGGCUGUUGGGAGUUGGAGUCUAACAACAUCAGGAAGGCCACAUUUUCCACACCCUGGGGUUUAAGCACCACAGGUAGCAGCCUGGGAAAGACCUCUGCCCCUGGUUCUGGAAACCUGCUCACUGAGCUAUAGUGGACUUGAGAAGCCUUUGGCUUGAUUCAGUUUACAGCAGCUCCUCAAACUGCAUAUAUCCUUUCACACAUGAGACUUCCCAGUCUGGAGACUGUUGCAUAGCAUGGCUGCCCCGAUCCUAUGCUGUGAUGAUCCAGUUGUCUGCUUUUCUCUCCUCUGUGUUUUGAAUAUAAUUGAAUACUUUGCAGCAGUAACAGGAGAUAAGGGCAGUCAAGAGGUAUGGGAGAAAAUAUAUUUGAGAUCUGGUCCAAAGUCUUCUAAAAUAGGAGCUGGCUUCACACUGGGAGAUGGCAACUUAACUAUAAAGCAGCUCAAGAGAAACAGAGGAGAGUAACCAUUUCUGUUGGUUCUAUGCUUUUCAGAACUGGUUGAUACAGGAUAACAGCCAAUAUUGGAGAGAAGCAUAUGACUGGGUGGAUUUGAGGGGAGACAGUGUCCUUUUUGUAUAUCUUCUCUUGUGUAUAUUCACAGUAAGAGCUGUUUGACAGUGGAAUUUGCUGCCAAGGAGUGUGGUGGAGUCUCCUUCUUUGGAGGUCUUUAAGCAGAGGCUUGACAACCAUAUGUCAGGAGUGCUCUGAUGGUGUUUCCUGCUUGGCAGGGGGUUGGACUCGAUGGCCCUUGUGGUCUCUUCCAACUCUAUGAUUCUAUGAUUCUAGGUGCCACCAGCACAUGAUGUUCAACGCCACGAAGAAGAUGCAGACCAUAUUUACAGGUAAAUGAACACUGAAUCAGGAACGCAGGUUACACGGCUCACUUGUGCUGCAUGUUUUUGUUGUUGUUGUUGUUGUUUUUUGAGAGAAGCCUUCCACAGAUAAUGGAUCAAAACUGUAUGGCAUGUAAACUUUUGCUCUCUUAAUGCUUAGUUAACAUUGCAUCAAAGGCUACCAGAAAUGGUCACUGGUAAAAGGCAAGCUUAUCUCCAUUCAUAUGCAUACAUAUGCAUCUAUACCAUACCACAACCCCAGAAGUAAGUUUUAUAACACAAAAAUAACUGUUGAAUGGCUUCGAGGAGCUUGCUUCUCCACAAUCUGCCAGAAAGAACAAUCUGUUGGUUGCCCUGGGGCUGAGAGCUGAAGGAAAGCACACUUUGGCUCCACCCAUUGUGUUGGGUCUGAGGAGAAGCUUGUGCAUCUCAUAUACGUUCUUAACACAAAAAGGGGGAACCAAACAGAGAGGCCUGUCUGUUCAUAUAGUCCUUUUAUCAUUCUUAUUCCAGAGCUUUAAAUGUCCCAGUCGGUGAUAUAAACUUUUCUGAAACUCUUGAACGUUAAUAAGGACAGGUUGAUUCAUUUAAGCAUAGCAUGAUUAUUUUUCAGAAUGGGGAAUCGUGCCAGCAUUUUAAGCAGAAGGAACAUUCUCUCGUACUACUCAUAUGCCUGAUUUUACAUGCAUUGUGUGUCAGGGGAACCUGGGCUGGAAAUUUUCCCCAUUUCCAAGAACCCUCAAGCAAAUCACAAAGUAUAAUUUUUGGACUCCAAAGAAGGUGAAAAUUCCUCUUGGAAAAAAACAACUCAGCUUAUUAGCUAUAAUUCAUAUAUAAUAUUGUCUGUAUUUAACUAGAUAAUGGUAUCAGGCUGGCUUCAGGUCAAGGGUAUCCAGCAUGGGCAAUGGCCAGGGAUGAAGAGAGUUGUAGUUCAACAGCAAGAGGCUACCAUGUUGGCUACCCCCCUGCUUUAGAUGUAUGAAUUUAGCGAAGAAAGUGAGGGAUGAGAUUAGAUUUGUUGCAACUUGAACUUCUUCCGUAUGGUUGGAUGUAUAUAGGGGUGGGGAGAGAUGAGCCAUGCUAUAUGUGGUCUGUGUGAUUUAUCCCAAGGUGGACUGAGACACCCCCACUGGCAGCAUCUCUUGAAAAAUGGAGGGAAUCAGUGGGAGGGCAGAUACUGCUGCCAUAUGGCUUUCCUGAAUCAGAUACAGUACACGGAAUUGAUGCACCAAUUGUGGAAUGAGGAUGUGGGAGAGUUUUUCUUUAAAAGGAUCUCAUGCACAUUGUAGCAGCAGUGAGUAGCUUCCUGGUAUGUGGGUCAUUGUUGCUUACCGGGAAGCAGAAGGUCAAAGUGGUGGGGAGGUCAGUGUGGUGCAAAUGCACUGGCAGACCCAAUUUAGUGCUCCUGCUGGUGCAUUUGCAAUGUGCCAACCUACCUGUCCUUCCACAUCUCCUGGUAAGUAAUGAUGGCCCACCUGCUAGGAAGCUAGCGUAGUGACUCCACCCCUACCCAGUGAUCCAUUUCUGCCUUCUAAGUUUUUGAGGUUGGUAGCAGUUAAGGAGUAGCCAGGGUUGGGGUCUAUGUGUGAACAUGCAUGAUGGACAAAGGGAACAUGGUUCAUUGUAGAAUUUUAAGAAUGUCCUUCCUCCUUUCCUUCAGUCAUAAAUUUGGCUUUCUAUUCCCUCUAGCAAAGUGCAGACUCCACAGCCAGCGCUCUCUUCGUCUUCAUUCACCACACCUGCUCAACAGUUGGAUGAACUUUUGGCUUGCUUGGGAACAAUCCAGGACAAGGUGAGUCACAGACCCGGCUGACCCUCUGCAGGAGAAACAACAGCAGUUUCUGUGAAAUGAUAGUGAAGAGCCAAGGCUGUUCCUAAGGAAUGCUUAAUGUUUUUUGUGGUUAUUGUAUUAGCCAUAGCAAAUUAAGAGCAGAAGUUACAUUCCCAUCUCCAGCUUAGGCAGAAGAAAAACUAAGGCAGAAGACAGGGUGCAAUAAAAAUUAACAGAAGGUGUAGGUUGUGUGGGGAGAGGGGACACUUCUGUGGGACAAGAUAGAAAAGGUUCAUGCAUGGUGAUCCAGGAAAAGCUUUGUAGAAUAAGUGAGAUUUGGGAGUUUUAAGUGGAGAGGGAGAGGAAACUUGAGUAAUACAGAAGAUGAGAGUAUUUUUUAUGUAUAGGGAGGAAGAUUUGUGGCACUGUUAAAGUUCACCAUGUUGAGUAUAUCUAUCUAUCUCCUCUUUUGCUGUUAUGUAUUAUUUGCUGGUUUUACUGUGCUUGAUGUGUUAUCACUUUAUUUUUUCCAUUGUUAACCACUUUUGAGUUAUUGAUAAGAAAAGUGGAGGGCGCUUUUUUUAAAUAAAAAAGUAAAUAGAAAUAAAUGAAUGAAAAAGUGAAAGCCCAAAUCAUUUGCUUUUCUGCAGAUCUCAGAUGGGAAGGAAGGUCCUGAGAAGCCAUCACCAGCCAAACAGAAUACCAUUGACAACCUAGACAGCAUGUUGCAGGGCCUGACACAUGAUAUGCAGGACCUUGGUGUUGCCACUGUGGCCAAGGGCCACUGUGCUUCCUGCCACAAACUCAUCGUUGGAAAGGUAGGAGAGGGAGAGAGACAGAGAGAGAAUUGACCUCUCCGGUAGUUUUCAGGCCCACUGGGUUAGAGGUUUGUUAUGAACGACCAAUGGUUUGUCACAUAUCUGCUUUGUGAAGUGUUUGGUUUGCCUCAGAUAGAAGGAAGGGAUUUCUUCUCCUGCAGAUUGGCCAUUUAAUGUCUGCCACAUAUUGCUGAGGGUCCUGCCCUCUCAACCCAAAGUGAUCCUGUGGUGCACUGAGCAAUGUGGGGCGUGUUGAUUAGAAACAUGGACCCGUGACAAACAUCUGAGAGACAUCCUGUUGGAAUGGGACGUGUGCCUCUAAACUCUCCUGCUGGUUUCUAGGUAAUUACAGCGCUGGGAAAGACGUGGCACCCUGAACACUUCACCUGUGCCCAUUGUGGAAAGGAAGUGAGCUCUAUCCCCUUCUACGAGCGGGACAGCAAGGCCUACUGCCCCGAAGACUACCACGAUCUCUUCUCUCCUCACUGCGCUUACUGUGCUGCACCAAUCAAGGAGGUAUGUCAUGUUAGCCUCACCUUCUGACUGCUAUUGCUCCCUUUGAUUUGACUCGAUUAUUGACUUUCUGUAUCACUUAAUGUAUUAAGGAAUAUCUCUAAGCAGUGUACAAAAAACUGAAGCACCAACAGACAACUCAAACAAAAUAUUGCAAAAAUACAGAGUUACAUAUAAAAUUUUUACAUCAACACACACGCACACACACCAUUCUCUCUCUCUCUCUCUCUGUCUCUCUCUCUCUCUCUCUUUCCUACUGGCACACCCUCCCUCUCAGCCUCUGGGUCCACACCCAGGGUCCAAACAAACUCUUGGUCCACCUACAAAAGUCUCACAUCAAGAAGAGUUCCUGGAAACAGCAGACAUCGCCCUAGUCUCUCACUCUAGACUUGUUUCUUUGGGCAGGCCCAAGGUGGAUGGUACUUCCUCAGGCUUCCGCACCCAGUUCCGGGUGUGCAGCAGGUUUGUUGAGUUUCCAGGGGGUGAUUUCUUUCAUCAAUGAAGAACAUACAAAUAGGGACUUAAAGUGAACAGGAUUUGGGCAGUUGUAGAGUUCUAUACCACCCAAUGGCCCCCAAAGGUGUGUGGAGUGGGGGUGAUUGUUUUCGUUUGCUACUAUGCUAGGCAUUUUUGUGUUUUAAUACUGUAAACUAUAAUACUGUGAAUCCUCAGAUGAAGAAUAGUAUGGAAAUUUUAAUAGUAGUAGUAGUAGUAGUAGUAGUAGUAAUAGGGGGCCCUCCACUCACAUCUCUUUCUUCACCCGCUCUCUCCUCCUCCUUUUCUUUGCAGAAAAUCCUCACAGCCAUGGAUCGCACCUGGCACCCAGAGCAUUUCUUCUGUGCUCACUGUGGGAAAGUGUUUGGCAAUGAUGGUAUGUCUUCUUCAUCUCCUUCAGCCCCUGCCCCUUCCCUCAGCUAUUCCGUGCUUGCUUGCACCAUAGAAAUCCCUACAAUUUGUGCCCUUUCAAUCUUCACUUGCUGCUCCCUGCCAUUUGAAACCUCCCUUUCCCACCCCACCUUCUCUUUCAGCCAGACUAAAAUCUGCUAAAUCACAAUUGUUUUCUGCAAAAUCCUAACUAUUCUUCACCAGGGAGCAAUUCUCGUUGAGCUCAGUGGGACUUGCUUCUGAGUAAACAUGCUUAGGAUUGCAUUGUGUUGCAUUUUGGUAUAAGGGAGGCCGGAGUACUCUUUCCACAGAGCUGCCAAGACAUCCUGCAGCUGCCUGUCAUACCAAUGCAUACAUUCAAAAGUAUGUUAUAUUUGGGGUAAUUGCUUGGAAGAAUGUGUUUGAUUGACAGAAUUGUAUUAAAAAUGUGCAUAUUGGAAGAAGCACACACUAAAAUAUCAAUGAAAUUAACUUAAGAUGGGAAACAGAGAAAUCAAAAUUGGCAGAUUUGUUUGUCCCCACUCUAAAGCAUUUUCAUUCACAUUGAUCUCAAUGGGAGAGGUAUGCUUUACUGUCCCACUGAAACCAAUGAGGCAAGUUAAGUGCUUAAUUUUGAUUGAAUCAUCACCCUGGUAUUUAGUAUAAGUACUAAAGCCUCUUGGUGUGACCCCAGAAGCCUGGCUAAAAGCAGAAGCAACUCAGUCACCUCUUCAGGGGUGUUAAACUAAUACGUUGAGAUGACCAGAGUGUUUAUGGAAUUAUUGUAACUCUUUCAAAAAGACCUGAAGCUGUAAAAACACUGUGUUGGUUCAAGACGUGGGCAUGCUUAGAGGAGACUAUUGAAAUCAGUGGGACAAAUGAGUCAGAAGUAUGUCUGGAUCCAAUGCAGUACAUAGAAGUCACCCAUAAUGUGCUCAACUUGACCUGACAUAAGAACCAGCCAGGAUUCAUGAGUGACAACUUGUUGGCUAAAACAUGCAUCACUCUUUCUAAGUUGUGAUCUGUAAGAGACUGUUUUGGGAAUUCUAUAGUGACUCAGAGUCACUAUGGUAUCAGCAUUCUACCAAAGCAUCACUGUUCUCAUUGAAAGCUUGUGUCUGUGUCCUAGGAGGAAGUCAGUGCAUUGUGGCUUAUUAUUUCCUUCUCUGAAUAACCAUCAGAAAAGCAUAAACACACUUGUGCUCACUGUGGGACUUUUGAUCACAGACUGGCUCUGAUGUGCUCCCAGGAGCCCAGCUCCAGUAAUUGGCCCCCAAGUGGGUUAACUGAGCACAUAGUGGUGAGCUCAAGUCCCCAGACUGCUAAUUAUAACUAGAGCGCAGAAAGUUUUGUGGGUGAAUUUAGAGUCUGAUUCGUCCCUGAACUCUGUGGAUUGGUUCCUUUUGCCAGCUCAUGGCAACCAUUCUUUGCCAUUGGAAUGGCUUCUCCUGAAAACACCCCAGUGUUAUUGCUUCACACUAUUAGAAGCAACUUUGAGAAAUGUGCUAGCGUUGCAACAGUUUCUUAAUCCUUGGCGUGACGAUGGCUCAGCUUCCGUUGCUUGCUUUGAGCAAUUAUGGAUUGAUGAGCUGUAAGCAUUUUAGGGGAACUGUCACUGCAAGAGUUUAGCAAAGCACUGUGUGAUCCUAUUGUUGCAACUGGCCUAUGACUGUACCAGAUUAUUCUUGGAAUCAGUAUGGAUUAGUGCAGUUUAGCUGGCCAGCAGCACGAACAGCCUGAUCUGCUUGGAUGAGUUGUUGCAUUUUGUUUUUAGGGAGGAAAAGAGCAGCCUGCCUAGAACCUGAGUACUCUAAUUUCCCAAUAAUUAACAUGCUUUAGUUGUGAAAAAUAUAUUUGAGCCCAGGUGGACUGCUUAGAAUUUUCUGCUGAAAUGUGGAGUGGUCUAUUAAGUAAAUAAACAAUACGUUCCCAAGACAAACCAUGAACCAGACAGAUCAGUUGAAGGAAUUUCGAUCACAAGGACCUGUUGAGUACUUAAUGUUUCCAAGGGAGGCACCCCGGGGAGUAAAACACCCAAGGUAAACUAGACAUUGCUUACUGGGCCCAUGCAGAAAAACCAUUCGGCAGAAGCUGAUCACAUUCAGCCUUUUGAUGUUGAUUUGACUGGAAGGUAGUGGGUCAAAAUCCCAAUGAAGGCAAGAAUAAGACCAUGGGCGGAAUUCAAGUAACAGACCCAUUUGCAGUAGGGCUUCCACUUGCGCAGUGGGGCUUCUCCUUCUCUCCUACCCCCAGCCCCCUGAAAUUGGCUUGGGGAAACCCCAGAACAGCACCAGAGGGGGGAAGAUUGUUCCAUCUGAUAAGGUGAUAUACUUGCACAGAUGGAUUGUUUGUAAUAGUGUGACGUUGAAUUCCACCCCCUUGGCUCGACAUUGUACUCUUCAUGUGAAAGGGAGCCACCUACAAGGCUGAUUCUGACCACUGAGAAGACAGGCAGAGAAAGGCUGAGGGGAUCAAAGUGCAGCUGACCACCUUUUUGCAGUGAAGGAGGGACGCUUAUUUUCUAGAGGGGUUCUGAGAAGAGACACUUAUCUGCUAAAGAGAGAGGAGAUAAUCUGCUAAAGAGAGAGGAGAUAAUCAUAGAUAAACAUUGGUUGGGUGAUGUCAAAUCUUCACCAGUGGGAUGGGGGAGCCCCAGAACAGCAAGUGGGACAAGAAGAUUUGAUUGUGCUGAUGGAAUAAUCUUAUUGCUACGUUGAAUACAAACCAUGGUAUGCUGUUCCUCUUCUCUAAAAGCUCUAUCUCCCCAUACUUACUCUACAGGUUUCCAAGAGAAGGAUGGGAAGCCAUAUUGCCAAAAGGAUUUCAUGGCCCUUUUUUCUUCCAAGUGCAAAGGCUGUGACAAGCCUGUGAUGAAUCAGUAUCUGUCAGCACUGAAUGCUGUCUGGCACUCUGAGUGCUUUGUGUGUGGGGUAAGUAAAUGCAAAAUAGCCUGCUCCAGUUAGAGGUCAUUCUGGGUUGCUGGGCGGAAAACUUAUAUACGCCACGAAACUUGUAUUGAGGAGGUUGCUAACAGAACCAAGAAUUAUGAAGUCCAGACAGAGUUCAGAUAGGAUUUAGCUGCAAUCCUGCAUGCAGUUAGGUUGGUUAAAUCCCCAAAACAUGAUUCAUUCCUUUGUUUGAAAAAAUGUAUGUUGCUCCUCACUGAAUUUGAUUCCAGGGCAGGUAACAAAAUUAAAAUAUCAAUAAAACAAUAAAUCUCCAAAAUAAAAACAAAUAAGCAAUGACUUUAAUGGGUUUAAAGAGUCGGUGUGCAGGACGAUAGCCCUUUCCAAAAUAGAAAACUGUCAAAGCUCUUUGAACUGCAAAGUUCAGGUUUUAUUCUUCAUUAAAUUUUUAUUAAGAUUUUCUUAAUAAGAUUUUAUUAAGAUUAAGACAGUGAAAUGACAACUACAGAAAAUACAAAUCAAAGAAGUAAAAGACAGCGUUAAAAGUAAUUCUUGCCCCUUACCAUACACAGAGGACAGUAGCUUAUUCCAACCCUCACCUGGAAUAUUUCCUUUCUCCUCUAUACUCUCACCCUGGGAGACCAAUAUUUCCUGUCUCUCAUCCAGGGUCCUCCAUCAACCCAUAUAUCACCCCCAUGAGUAUACAAUCUCUGGACCUUAAUAAAGGCCCUACACAUAGGACUCUAAAGAGAGAAGAAAAAGAAGAAAAACAAAGGAGAAACAGAAAAAAGAAAGAAAGGGACAACAGAAAGAAAGAAAAGAAAAAGAGAGAAGAGUAAAAUAAAAAAGAUAAAAGAAACAGAAAAACAUUCUAAAAGAAAAGCAAAGUUCAGAUUUUAAAAACCAAAUCGUGAAAACAAAAAAUUGAUUUGCAGAAUUUAAAUACUAGUUGCAUACUGUACCACACCCUGAACUGCCAGAUUCCUAAGCAUCCUUCAAGUGAUUCCUGGUCCAUGCCUCUAGCCCCACCCACAGACUUCCAUGUGUUGGUGCAGACAUCCUCACUACAGAAACCUGUGCAUGAGCAGCUGCUUCUUUGUGUGAAGGCUUCUUCUGUGCAGGCAUCUGUGGAUGUCCAUAAGUGGGGCCUCCACUAGGCUCCAUUGUCAGGAGCAGGGCCUGCAGUGCACGCCCACUCCCUGCUUAUCACAAUUCAUAUGUGAAGGGGGAUCUUGUUUAGAUCAAAAGAAAACAGAAUGUUUCUAUUUUAAAACUCAAAUUUUCAUUUUUCAAAAAUAAUAAUAAAGAAACAAGAGCAGAAUUAUUUUUGAUGGGGAAACUGCAAAUGCUGACAAAUGUGGACUCUAUAAAGCACUAAAUAUGAACUACAAAGCUGAAAAUUUGAUUUAAAGCAAGAACCAAAACACAAACGUGAAGAACUUAUUUCAAAACAGUAGCUGACGGGUGAUGGUCAUGAUAACUCUAUCCAGACUCUGUACAGUAUGCUGACUGGCUUGUUCUUAUGUAAAUCCCGGAAAUAGUUAUUUUCUGAUGCCCUAACACAGGCUUCCUCUGCUUUCAGGACUGUUAUUGCAGCUUUCAAGAUGGUUCCUUCUUUGAAUUAAACGGACGUCCCUAUUGUGAGCUUCACUACCACCACCACCAGGGAACAGUGUGCUUUGGUUGUGGGAAGCCCAUUGUUGGGCGCUGUGUCAGUGCCAUGGGGCACAAAUUCCACCCAGAGCACUUUGUCUGUGCCUUUUGCCUCACCCAGUUGCACAAUGGCAUCUUCCAGGAGCAGAAUGGCAAGACCUACUGCCACACCUGCUUUAACAAACUCUUUGUCUGACCAGAAGCCGCAGGGAGCCUAUUUCUUCUCUCAGGCCUUUGCAUGAGAAACAGGCAAGGGCAAAAACGAUUUUGAAGGGGCAAAGGCUGCAAUCCUGGGCCCACUUACUUGAGAGGGAGUUCCACUGAACAUAAUAGGACUUACUCCUGGGUAAAGAAGCAUAGGAUUAAGCUGUAAGAAAUGCAGUGAUGGAAAUAUGCUGCUGCAGCAAUAUCCAUCAAUGCACCUAACAGCUUCAACACACCCAGAUCCUCAACUGCGAGCCAAUUGCUCUACUCCACUGCGUUUCAAACAACUUUUGCCAGCUUACAGUAGUUUAUCAGAAACAGUAGCCUCUAAGUAAUAUUGGCUCUUCAUCCCGUAUCCUUUCUUACUGGCAAUAGCAAGUAUUUUAUUUACUCUUUGAAAAAAAUAUCCAUCUACACAAAACAUAUUCCACUGAUAUGUGUUAUUUACUGUGCAAUCCUAUGUAUGCCUAUUCAGAAGUAAGUUCCACUUGGAUUUACUCCAAGGUAAAUGUGUAUAUGUUUGUACCCAGGCAAACCAAUCCUAUUCACUAAUUGUGUCAGAUAAUUGAGAUACACACUAGAGGAGAGCAACAACCAUACCCUCCUCCCAAAGCCCACUGAACAGGGACUGUGCCAGCAGCAAUGCCCACAUGCCACCCAAAGAGGUGUGAUGGUGGUGAAUAUCAUAUAGUUGUGCAUUACACAUUUGCACUUUUGAUUGGCAGGAGUACCAUGCACAGGCAAACCUGGCUGCCCCCAUUUUGCUAACCUGCUGAAUCUCACACGUGUGUACAAGCUCUCUUUCUCCAAUUCAUUAGAAUAGCUUCCUAUCUUAGAAUACUCCCCGUGUUUUUCAAGGACACUGUGCUGGAUGCCUAGAUAUUUUUAACAUGUUGUUUGUAAGUGAAUAGGUAGCAUGCACUGAAAAAUAAACAUCACUUUUCUAUUGGUAA
Podarcis lilfordi (Lilford's wall lizard) is the source of this 14939-nucleotide messenger RNA. The record is from the annotation of a GenBank genome assembly. NCBI's taxonomy places the organism in Eukaryota, Metazoa, Chordata, Lepidosauria, Squamata, Lacertidae.